AUGGUGUCACUGUCUCUUGGGCACUGCCUGCCACACGCUCGCAAAGCUGAAGAAAUCAAGGACUUCCUGCUCACGGCCGGGCGGAAGGACGCCAAGUCCGUCAAGAUCAAGAAAAAUAAGGAUAACGUGAAGUUUAAAGCCCGAUGCAGCAGAUACCUUUACACUUUGGUCAUCACAGACAAAGAGAAGGCAGAGAAACUGAAGCGGUCCCUGCCCCCAGGUUUGGCAGUAAAGGAGCUGAAAUGAACCCGGCACACUGAUAUCUGUCUCUUAUACCCAUCU
Prionailurus viverrinus (fishing cat) is the source of this 282-nucleotide messenger RNA. RefSeq names its product 60S ribosomal protein L38-like. Gene Ontology annotation, cellular component: ribosome; cytosolic large ribosomal subunit. The transcript is spliced from 4 exons. The record is from RefSeq and is a predicted model, not a curated record. Gene Ontology annotation, biological process: translation; protein-RNA complex assembly. Lineage: Eukaryota; Metazoa; Chordata; Mammalia; Carnivora; Felidae. Gene Ontology annotation, molecular function: structural constituent of ribosome. Bases 1 to 246 code for a protein of 81 amino acids.